GACUCUAGGAGUAUCCGAGAGCCCCCAAAUCUUUCUAAAUGCCUUGAUAUUUGAAACAUGUUAGGAACCUUUAAGAGAUUUUAGCGUCUUCAGCUUCAAAAGGUAUCCAAAAAAUUUUUUAUACAUAAGCAAAGGCCCUAAAAUCCUAGAUACGCCCAUUCUGGUUUAGUGUUACAUCAAGACAGAUUUUACCUCCGUUCGGAAAAACAACUACGAUAUCCAGAUAGUGCACGGAAGUCGAUAGUUCCACAUUGUGUAAUCGACUAUUUUUUGAUUAGGGCUUAAUUAGUGCAAAACCAAUUUGUGCAUUUAUUUAUUAUUUAUGUACUGUUCUCCAAACGAGUAUACAUGUAUCGAUUAAAACAUAAUCUGCCCUUGGGUUAAACCGACAACUGCAGUGGCCAAUAUCAACCUCCAUAGACGCCAUUGAGGUAAGUGGUACGGAACGGAAAACGAUUACAAACUGUGAACGAGACAAAAAUAAAGAAAAUAUCGAAUGGGGACGCAACAAUCCGUAUAAAACCACCGCUAGUCCUAGCUGGAUCCAGACGAAAUGAAACCGGCCUGGUCAAUCCCACUCUACGCAACAACCCUCAUCGGAGUUGUCUGCUGCAGCUGCAUAAUUUACGAUGCUGGAGUGGCACCUAAGGACCAACAGUUUAUUGUAAACUCCCACAACACCCUCAGGACCUUAGUCGCUCAGGGUAAGCUGACCGGUCAGCCCAAGGCGGUCAACAUGAAGCGACUGAAGUGGGAUGACAAACUGGCCGCAGCCGGGCAGAAAAUUGCCGCCACGUGCAAUUACAAGCAUCAAAGAGUUAGGGACCCACGAUGGAGAACCGUCGGUCAAAAUAUUGGCAAGACAACCUCGUCGGCCCUGCUACCCCUGCCCAACUGGGACAAGUUCAUACAGAGUUGGUUCAACGAGUAUAAGAUGUACAACUUUACGAAUAUACCGGUGAAGGGAACGGGACACUACACUCAGAUAGUGUGGGCGACCACCGAGUACAUCGGCUGCGGCUACACCAACUACAGACAUAACGCGACUUCGAAUUAUAUCCAGUUUUACGUCUGCAACUACGGACCGGGGGGGAACGUUCCGGGUAUGGCGCCCUACAAGGUCGGCAUCUCGAGCCAGUGCGACAACCUUUGUUGAAAUUUUGAUAAACUUUUUUAAUAAACGCUCUAAAGCAGAA
Molecule: messenger RNA, 1196 nt
Organism: Photinus pyralis (common eastern firefly)
Lineage: Eukaryota; Metazoa; Arthropoda; Insecta; Coleoptera; Lampyridae
Product: venom allergen 5-like
Exons: 6
Coding region: 554-1156 (200 amino acids)
Cellular component (GO): extracellular region
Source: RefSeq, a predicted model, not a curated record